Lodderomyces parapsilosis is the source of this 198-nucleotide messenger RNA. It is a transcript of the gene ATP19, whose product is annotated as F1F0 ATP synthase subunit k. The transcript has a single exon. The record is from RefSeq and is a predicted model, not a curated record. Bases 1 to 198 code for a protein of 65 amino acids. NCBI's taxonomy places the organism in Eukaryota, Fungi, Ascomycota, Pichiomycetes, Serinales, Debaryomycetaceae. Gene Ontology annotation, biological process: proton motive force-driven ATP synthesis.
AUGGGUGCUGCUUAUCACAUCUUUGGUAAAACCGUUCAACCACAUCAAUUAGCCCUCGCCACGUUGGGUUCAGUAGUAUUAUUAGUCAUUCCAAAACCAUGGACCGUUAAACCUGCUCACCCUUCAAUCAAUGCUUCAUCACCAGAAGAAGACAAAUUUGUUAAGGAAUGGUUAGCUAAACACGAUGUUGCGGUAUGA